This is a messenger RNA of Bombina bombina (fire-bellied toad), 2201 nucleotides long. It is a transcript of the gene RGS13, whose product is annotated as regulator of G protein signaling 13. Bases 423 to 797 code for a protein of 124 amino acids. The record is from RefSeq and is a predicted model, not a curated record. The transcript is spliced from 5 exons. Lineage: Eukaryota; Metazoa; Chordata; Amphibia; Anura; Bombinatoridae.
AACUGCUAUCUGCAUAUUAAUAAUAUUCAGUAAGAACAUCUGUGGUCUUUUCACAACAAAUCUGUACUCCAAAGAAAACUUGACUUAACAUUGAUCUGAAGACAAGAACCUACAGUACUUUCCGCUAUAAUUUUCUGCUCAAUUACUGUCUUCAAAAUUAUGUAUACUUCCAGCUGAAGAAUGAACGUAGGUGGCUGGAAACGUGUAUGUGAAACAAGGAUAAUUUCUCCUGAAGAACUGCCAUGGAAGUAAAACUCAUACCCAGGGGAGAUAUUGACAAAACAACAGACCGAGCACUUGGCACGCUACGAAAAUGAACAAACUGAUUUGUGGGGUUUGCAAGACAUCAGGAAACAAACAGGAUGAGUUUCACCUUUCUUCAGAAGAAGUAAAACAAUGGUCCGAAUCAUUCCAAAAACCUGAUGUCCAGUAAAUAUGGUCCUGCUGUGUACACUGCCUACUUGAAGACAGAAUUCAGCAAUGAAAAUAUUGAAUUCUGGUUUGCCUGUGAAAAUUACAAGAAUAUUAAAUCUCGGUGGAAAAGAAUCGUAGCAGCAAAGAAACUGUAUAAGACAUACAUUAAGUCAAAUUCUCCUAGGGAGAUCAAUAUAGACAGUCCAACCAGAGAAGCCCUGAAAAAAGAAAUCCACCGACCAACACCAAAUAGUUUUGAUGAAGCCCAGCUUAUUGUUUUAAGGCACAUGGAAAGGGAUUCAUACCCUAGAUUUUUGACAUCAUCAUUAUACCAAAACAUACAAAGCAAAUUACAGCAGGAAAAUGUAAUCAACACCCAAUGAAACUGGACCUGUUGUGAUGACUGAAGCUUUUUUUGAGAAUGUUUAUUUGAACAAAUAUAUUUUAUAAGUAAUACAACUUUUUUUUGUGUGGAAAUUAUCAGAAAAGAUGAAGAGGAAGAUGCCUAAAUAGUUUAAAAAUCCCAUUACUUAAAGGGAUAGUCAUUUUUUUUUCUUUCAUGAUUCAGACAGAGCAUGCAAUUUUAAGCGACUUUCUAAUUUACUCCUAUUAUCAAAUUUUCUUUGUUCUCUUUCUAUCUUUAUUUGAAAAAGUAGUAAUGUAAGCUAAGGAGCCAGACCAUUUUUGGUUCAGCAUCCUGGCUAUCACUUGAUUGAUUAAUGGCUACAUUUAGCCACCCAAUAAGCAAGAGCAACCCAGUUUCUGAACCAAAAAUGGGCCGGCUCUUAAGUUUUACAAAUAAAGAUACCAAGACAAGAAAGAACAAUUGAUAAUAGGAGUAAAUGAUAAAGUUGCUUAAAACUGAUUGCUCUAUCUGAAUCAUGAAAGUUUAAUUUUGACUUUACUGUCCCUUUAAGUGGGAACAUCUCAAAUAAUUUUAGAAAGGCAAAUUAUAGAAUAAGGGCUGUUUAUCUAGCUAUGCAGGAUUCUGAAUAAAAAGAUAAUAUAAAAAAAGAUAAGCAAUAUAAUGCUUAUAUAUACAGUAUAUAUAUAUAUAUAUAUAGAGAGAGAGAGAGAUAAAGCAUCAUUUUUCUCCAAAUCAAUACAUUUUUGAUUAUCAGGCUUUUAGUGAUUUGAUUGUAGAUAACAAUAUUGUUUUUAUUUCUUUGCUUAAGUAAUAAUUUAAUAAAGCUUUGCGCUUUCUGGAAAUUACAUUUUUUUUACAGAUGUUUUGUAAAAUACCAAUAAAAUAUCAGGCAUAAAACUGGAUGAAAAAUGUUUCAAAGACAAAAAAGUGAAAUAUUUAAGGUGUAUGAUAGUGGUACUUAAAGUUUAAUGCAGUAUUUCUACAGAACUGGGAAGAAUUCUUAUUUUGCGUGAUGGUUAAAGUUUGCCCCGCCCUCCUUCCUGCUCCUCCUCUACCUUCCCUAUACAUGUUCCGGUUUCACAGUGUGAAACACCUAAACUGCCCAGCCACGCCCCCUCAGAUAUAGGAAGCUGGGAGCUCACAUUGUAACUGAGCACAUUAUACCCCGACUCCACCUGUAAAGUCACUGGCCUUUACACUGUUCUACAAUAACUCCAACCCCUAGCCUGGUCUGUGAUACUGCGCAGAAAAAGUAGUAAUAUAUGUUUAUAGUCUUCAAUGGUCUCAGGGUAUAUAUAUCUUUGGUAUUCUUACAUUUUCUUUUAUAUAAUUAUUCCUACUUCAUCUGUAUUAAAGCUGUUUCAUGUAUCUUCUAAUUGCUGUACAAAUGUCUUCCUGAAUUAAAAUACUUUUAUUAUUA